CCCGGACUGGUGCAUUGGAUUUCAUUGUAAAUCUCAUAACUGAUCGAGAGGAGGAAAGAAAUAAAAAAUCAGCCGGAGGAGCUGUGUAACUUCAGCAUCCACUGGGGAGAGACGCAGCACAGAGCAGACAGACAGAUUCCCUUCCAGGAAUUGAGAGCGGCGACUCCACGCCUGCCAGAGACAGGGAGGCACUCACCCAGCCAGCCAGCAGCCAGUGUCCUCUGCUGGACUCACACUACAGCCUCCUCUGCUGCUGCUGCUCUCUGCUUACCUGGAUGGGGACAGUCCCGUCGCACUGUGUCUCCUUUAGGGUCUCUUCAUGCUAGCCUCACACGGGAUAUACACAUUAGGAAGAAAGACUUCUAAGCACCGUUCUCCUAGCUGCUCCUUCUUACAGUAACCCUGCACAAUGGGCAGCAAAGGGCACUACAGAUACCACUGGCAAAGCCACAAUGUAAAGCACAGUGGAGUGGAUGAUAUGGUCUUAUUGUCCAAAAUCUCAGAGGACUCCAUAGUGGACAACCUGAAAAAACGUUAUAUGGAUGAUUUCAUCUUUACAUAUAUUGGGCCAGUGCUGAUUUCUGUGAAUCCAUUCAAACAGAUGCCUUACUUUGGGGAAAAGGAAAUUGAAAUGUACCAAGGAGCUGCUCAGUAUGAAAAUCCACCACAUAUCUAUGCAUUGGCUGAUAACAUGUAUAGGAACAUGAUCAUUGACAGGGAAAACCAGUGUGUCAUUAUAAGUGGAGAAAGUGGUGCAGGAAAGACUGUGGCUGCCAAAUAUAUCAUGGGCUACAUCUCAAAGGUGUCAGGGGGAGGCCCUAAAGUCCAGCACGUGAAGGAUAUCAUCCUGCAAUCAAACCCUUUAUUAGAGGCCUUUGGGAACGCAAAGACAGUGAGGAAUAACAACUCCAGCCGAUUUGGAAAAUACUUUGAAAUCCAGUUCAGCCCGGGGGGAGAACCAGAUGGAGGAAAAAUAUCCAACUUUUUACUGGAAAAAUCUCGGGUGGUGAUGAGAAAUCCAGGAGAGAGAAGUUUUCAUAUAUUCUAUCAGUUAAUUGAAGGUGCUUCUAAAGAACAAAGAAAUGACCUUGGGAUCACAAGCUUAGAUUAUUAUUACUACCUUAGUCAAUCUGGAUCUUACAAAGUGGACGACAUUAAUGACAAAAGAGACUUCCAAGAAACCAUGCAUGCCAUGAACGUGAUUGGGAUCUUUGCUGAAGAGCAAGCUAUGGUGCUGCAGAUUGUAGCCGGGAUUCUACACCUGGGCAAUAUUAGCUUCAAAGAGAAAGGAAACUAUGCAGCGGUGGAGAGUGAGGAGUUUCUAGCAUUCCCUACAUUCCUUCUGGGUAUAAAUGAAAGUCGUUUAAAGGAGAAGUUGACCAGCAGGCAAAUGGACAGCAAGUGGGGUGGCAAGUCAGAGUCCAUUAAUGUGACGCUAAAUGUGGAGCAGGCCUGCUAUACCAGAGACGCUCUAGCCAAAGCACUUCAUUCUCGUGUCUUUGAUUACCUCGUAGAUUCUAUUAACAAAGCUAUAAAGAAGGAUCAUGAAGAAUAUAAUAUUGGUGUUCUUGAUAUUUACGGCUUUGAGAUUUUUCAGAAAAACGGGUUUGAACAGUUCUGCAUCAAUUUUGUGAAUGAAAAACUGCAACAAAUAUUCAUAGAGCUGACUCUCAAAGCAGAACAGGAAGAAUACAUUCAGGAAGGAAUUCGAUGGACACCUAUAGAAUACUUUAACAAUAAGAUUGUAUGUGAUCUCAUUGAGAAUAAAGUGAAUCCCCCAGGUGUGAUGAGUAUUUUGGAUGAUGUAUGUGCUACCAUGCACGCUGUGGGAGAAGGUGCAGAUCAGACCCUGUUACAGAAACUCCAGAUGGCAGUGGGGACCCAUGAACAUUUUAACAGUUGGAAUCAGGGUUUUAUUAUUCACCAUUAUGCUGGAAAGGUGUCGUAUGAUAUGGAUGGCUUCUGUGAGCGAAACCGGGAUGUACUUUUCACCGACCUCAUUGAACUGAUGCAGAGUAGUCAGUUGCCUUUCAUAAAAGCUUUAUUUCCGGAAAACCUUCAUGCAGACAAGAAGGGUCGUCCUACUACGGCAAGCAGUAAGAUCAAGAAACAAGCUAAUGACUUAGUGAACACACUGAUAAAAUGUACCCCCCACUAUAUCCGCUGUAUCAAACCUAAUGAAACCAAGAAGCCCAGAGACUGGGAGGAGAGUAGGGUGAAACAUCAAGUGGAAUAUUUGGGGCUGAAGGAAAACAUCCGUGUGCGACGAGCAGGCUAUGCCUACAGGAGGGUGUUUAAGAAAUUCUUGCUGAGAUAUGCUAUUCUGACCAAAGAGACUUGGCCUUCCUGGCGAGGAGAUGAAAAACAGGGUGUCCUCCAUUUACUGCAUUCUGUUAACAUAGAGCCCGAUCAGUUCCAACUUGGGAAAACCAAAAUAUUCAUCAAAGCUCCUGAGUCGUUGUUUCUCCUGGAGGAGAUGCGGGAGAGAAAAUAUGACGGUUAUGCCAGAACAAUUCAGAAAGCCUGGAGGAAGUAUGUUGCAAGGAAGAAAUAUGUUGAGAUGCGAGAGCAAGCCUCUGAUCUUCUCCUCAACAAAAAAGAAAGAAGACGCAACAGCAUCAACAGGAAUUUCAUUGGUGACUACAUUGGCAUGGAAGACCACCCGGAGCUUCGUCAAUUCUUGGGAAAACGAGAAAAAGUUGAUUUUGCAGACACUGUUACAAAGUAUGACCGAAGGUCUAAAGGAAUAAAGAGAGACCUUAUCCUUACACCAAAGUCUGUGUACCUCGUUGGAAGGGAGAAAAUUAAACAGGGCCCUGAGAAGGGAAUGGUGAAGGAAGUUGUAAAAAAGAAGAUCGACGUGGAACGUAUUCUUUCUGUUUCUCUAAGCACAUUGCAAGAUGACUUUUUCAUUAUUCAUGAACAAGAGUAUGAUAGUCUGCUGGAAUCUCUAUUCAAGACUGAAUUAAUAAGCCUAUUAUCCAAGCACUACGAGGAGAAGACCCAAAGAAAACUACCUCUGAAAUUUAACAAUACACUUGAUAUGAAGUUAAAAAAAGAAAACUGGGGGCCAUGGAGUGGGGGAAGUGGCUCCCGUCAAGUGCAAUUUAUUCAAGGGUUUGGAGAUUUAGCCAUACUGAAACACAGCAAUAAGGUGCUACAGGUCAGCAUCGGCCCAGGCCUGCCACGGAACUCCCGGCCAACUAGAAGAAACAUUGUUGACGGAAGAGGUAACAACCAAUCAAAGUCCUACCCAAGUAGAGCUGCUCCACCACCUCCAGGAUCCCAUCAGAAUGGGGGGAUACAGAGCUAUCAAUACGGGCACCAGCAGCAGAAACCUGGAAAGCCAUUAAAUAACUCCAGAACCUCCCAUCCAUCUUUGGACCACCCAACUUUACCACGGCAAGUUGCUGGCGCGACCUCCAGAAAUCCCCAGCAGCCACAGAGCUUAGACUUUCUUCGUGUGCCAGACCAAGGUGUUGCAGGUGUACGUCGGCAGACAACAAACCGACCGAGUCCAGGAGGUGGAAGACCUAAACCUCAGCCAAAACCCAAACCCCACGUGCCGCAGUGUAAGGCCCUGUAUGCGUAUGAUGCACAAGACACAGAUGAGCUCAGCUUUAAUGCUAAUGACAUCAUAGAGAUUAUCAAAGAAGACACCUCCGGGUGGUGGACCGGCCGACUACGAGGCAAACAAGGACUCUUCCCUAAUAAUUAUGUCACCAAGAUCUAAGAUUGGUAGCAGAACUGAGACUGGACUUUUUCUUUUUUUUUUUUUUUCUUUUAACUCUUAUCUAUUUACCGCCUUCCAGAAACUUGUCACUGUCACAUGGGGAAAAGGGCCGCACAUUUACUUGAGAAGCCCAAACCAAAUGACACCUCAGUGGCAGCUGAGCGCUGCAGAAUACGGACACCAAAGCACUGAACUGGAAGCUAUUUAUUGCGUUUAAUCCUAUAUUUGGACUAAUUGCUGCCUGAUGGACCAUGAUGCAUUGCUGAGCAGUGUGUUGCAAACCUUUCCAGUAGCAUGAGGGUUAAACAGAGUGAAGGGUUUGCCAUAGCAAGUGCCUUUUUUGUGUUUACUGAUGUUAAGUUAUAAGAAGAUGAGUAAUAUGCACAGUUCCUCUCUCCAUGUGCAUAUGGAUGAAGGAAACGGUUUCAUAUGCUGCUAACACCUCACUGACCAAUGGAGGAAAUUUAUUACCGAUUGAAGUGGGAUACAGUAAGAAUGUAUGUGUUAAUUAUCAAUAACUGACCAACUCCAAAGGCACUGUGUAUUGGAUAAUAUGUGUAUGCGCUGCACGGUUGCAUAGUCUUAUAUUGGAAUAUGGCUGGUCCAUGUCAAUUCUUGGUAUAGAAUGUUGUUACCUGUCACAGGAAGCAUCUCAUUCUUUUAAGCUGUAAAUUUCUAAGGCAUUUUACAUAUACUGUAUACACACAUAGGAAUGUGCAAGUAUGAGUACACAUAUUUGUAUAUAUGUACAUAUAUGUGUGUAUGUAUGUGUGUGUGUAUAUGUAUAUAUAUAUAUAUACACACACACACAAUUUCAUGUAUAUGUGUGUAUGUGUUUUAAAAACGUAUGGAUGGAUGCCAUUGUACUCAAAUGUAUCUAUGGCAAUUUUAGGGCUAUUGUAUCAGGUACUUACAAAAUCUGCACUUAUCACCAUGUUUUUAAUGCUUUCUAGCCAUUGCUGUUGCUUAUACGAUGGAAAUUCCUUAGGUAUUGCAUAUUUCCUGAAUACCGAUUAACAUAAGCCAGCCCAAUCAAAGCAGAUUGGCUUUCUGCACCAUAUAAUAGGCUAUUUAAUAAACAUAUUUCGGUUUUAUCCACAUGAA
Molecule: messenger RNA, 4837 nt
Organism: Pseudophryne corroboree (corroboree frog)
Lineage: Eukaryota; Metazoa; Chordata; Amphibia; Anura; Myobatrachidae
Gene: MYO1E
Product: myosin IE
Exons: 28
Coding region: 410-3733 (1107 amino acids)
Biological process (GO): vesicle transport along actin filament; actin filament organization
Cellular component (GO): myosin complex; cytoplasm; vesicle
Molecular function (GO): microfilament motor activity; actin filament binding; ATP binding
Source: RefSeq, a predicted model, not a curated record